Molecule: messenger RNA, 1500 nt
Organism: Filobasidium floriforme
Lineage: Eukaryota; Fungi; Basidiomycota; Tremellomycetes; Filobasidiales; Filobasidiaceae
Product: P-loop containing nucleoside triphosphate hydrolase protein
Exons: 11
Coding region: 272-1474 (400 amino acids)
Biological process (GO): reciprocal meiotic recombination; DNA repair; meiotic DNA recombinase assembly
Cellular component (GO): Rad51B-Rad51C-Rad51D-XRCC2 complex; replication fork; Rad51C-XRCC3 complex
Molecular function (GO): four-way junction DNA binding; crossover junction DNA endonuclease activity; ATP-dependent DNA damage sensor activity
Source: RefSeq, a predicted model, not a curated record
UUCUUGACUCUGGUACAUCCUACUUUUUCAUCGAAGUGUCAGCGAAUUCGUCAUCACGUCUUCAUCAGUUCCCGAUCUCGAAAUCGAGCAGACGAGAUAGCAUAUGCUUCAUCCUCCUCACGUGUUACAAUACACCUCCAACGCUCUCGUACACCCUGCAUCUGAUCAGACUGUACGAGAUUUACAUCGCUAGCAACUCAGGACAACCAUAAAGGGGUCGACUCUAGGCGUUAUAAGCUUGGGUGAUCAGGCCACGAUCAAGGGACUAGCGAUGCAUUCCACGCCGGGCACGCAGAACGUAUUCGCAAGGUUAUCUUUACCAGGUUUUCUGCAAAAGGCCUUACAAGAAGAAGGCUUCAAGACGUUGGAUGAUUUUCAGGGGGUGGAUGCGGUCGAGCUUGCGAAUGAUCUGAAGAUCGGAAGGGAUGUAGCGGAGGAUGUAUUGAGACAGGUGGAGAUGUGUCGAGCUGGCGCUCUUCGAUCACAGAUCCCCCGGUCUACCCCGGCUCCAUCGACCACACAUCUUCCGACGACGGGGACGCAGAACCACCAUCAUCUCCCCAACGCAUCUCAACCCGUCUCCUCUCUCGUCCAUUCGAGGUCCGCCCCGAAACCUACCUGGUCAUCAGGCAGUACGGCUAUCGACAGGCUCUUUCCUCCGCUCGCUGCGCUCGCACGAGCAGAGGCGAUCGUCCAGUCAGACUCGAAGUCGAACUCGAGGCCUAUGGUCAGGGUCGGGUUGCAACCGGGGAUGAUCGUCGAGAUCGCUUCUCCGCCCGGGUGUGGGAAAUCGAGUCUGAUGAUGAGCUUGAUGAUGAGCGCUAGGGUUGGUGUGGAGGGGAAUGUGACGGAGGACGAAGUGUUGGUUAUAGAUACUGAAGGCAGCUUGAUACCUUCCAAAUUUAAAAGCGCAGCACAGGUAACGCUCAGCAGCUACUCAUCAACCGCCUCGGUCAACGACGUCUUGCAGGGCAUUCACCUCGUCAGGGCGACGACGCAGAUCGAAUUCCUGGCUUUCUGUCAUACGAUUGAGUCGUGGUUGAGCGAGCAUGAUAAGGUCCGGCUGGUCGUCAUCGACACAUUGUCUUACCACUUCAGACAGCCGAAUACCGAUCUCAACCUGAAACGUCGGUCGAUGGACUUGAUCAAGCAGAAACUCGCCAAGGCGUCGACGACGUAUGGAUGUGCGGUCAUGGUGGCCAAUCAGAUGGCUACCAAGAUCUUGAAUGCCGAGAACAAGCCGGCGAACUUUGAUACCGGUGACAAGGCGGUGAUGAUGCCUCAGCUAGGCGAUACGUGGAUGCCGCCAAAGACGAUCAAGGUGGUCCUCUUCCGUUCAGGCGGAGGAUUUGGCGAAAGACACGCAUUCGUUGCGAGACGACCGGGCGAGACGGAAGACCGGCCUUGGGCGCAAUUUGACAUUGAUGACCAUGGCCUCGUCACGGACGUUUUCGAACCAGAAGAAACUACUUAGAAGAACCCCUUGAUACCCGGAAUCGA